AUGAGCAGCACCGAAACCGACGAGAGUUUGAAAUCAAUCGAUGCUGCUCAGACAGGAUCAACACUUGAGCAGCUAAGGCAGAAAAAUGAACAAUAUAUUCAGCAAAUUUCAACCCUUCAGAAUCAAUUAAAUGAAUCACUUGAAUUCGCGCAAAAAAAUGAAAUUCUAGUUAGACAAAACGCUGAACUUUCAUCCAAAUUACGAAAGUCUGAAGAUAGUGCUGAUGAUGCCCGCAGAAGGUUAGAAAUUACAAUGAAAACUAACGAAGAAUUGCAAAUUCAAAUAGAUGAAUUGAAAAAGCAAAAGGAAAGAGAAUUAGCGCAAAAAGGACAAGAAGAAAUUACCAAAAUUAAGCUGAAUUUUGCAGAACAAAUCCAGAAAUUAACAGAUCAAAUCAGAAUUAACGAAAAUUUACUUAAAAAGUCUAACGAUGACAUUGAGUCAUUCAAAAAAGACAUCGCUGGAGUAAUUUCUGCAGCUCAACAAGUUUAUCAACAAACGUUUAAUUCGAUUGGCGAAGUUACAGAAUUCUUGUUGCAGCAACCUAGUGCUACAACAACACAAAUCUCACAAUAUGAAUCAGAAACCUCAGAAUUAAUAAAUGCUUUUAAAGAUCAAAUUACAAAGAAACAAACAAGACUAAAAGAAGAAAGAGCACUUAGAAAGUCUCUACAAUCGAAGUUUGAGGAAAUUCAAAGACAAUAUGAAAGCGAAAAGCAAAAUUACGAACAAAAAAUUGCAAAAUUAGAAUUAGAAAUUUUGGAUAACGUUAAGAAUACAGAACGUCUUAAGAAUGAACAUGAACAACAAAUUAAAGCUAAAAAUGAUGAAAUUGAACAGUUAAUGCAGAAAAUUGAAAAAAUCAAAACAAAAAUACCAACAGAUGAAGAAAUAAGGGCUCAUUCAGAGGACUCUUAUACAGCAUGUAAACUUAAGCAAGAGAAUGAGGAUUUACAAUCAAAAAUAGACUCAUUAAAGUUACAAUUAGAAGAACAAGAGACAACUUCAAGUUCAAUGCAAAAACAGGCCUUAGCUGUCACUUCACAGCUUAAAUCUGUGGAAAUCAGUUACGAAAGCCUUAAAAAGAAAUAUCAACAAAUUUCAUCUGAAUUACAAGAUAAAACUCAAGAACUAGAUAAACUUAAAGUUGAAAAAUCAACUCUGUCACUUGAGAAAACAUCUGCAGAAGAAAAUGUGAAAGCAAAUUCCAUCAAAUUAAAGAAUUCUCAACUUCAAGCUCAAAAAUUACAAGCAAUGAUUGAUGAAGGAGCAUCAAGAUAUCAAAAACUUGUUUCAGCUAAUGAUGCUCUCCAAAACCAGUUGCAAAACCAACAAAAUGAAAUUAAAGAUUUAAUUUCAAACAGAGACCAUCUUAUUGCUAUCAUUAAACGUGAAAAUAAUACACUCAAAGCUGCAGAGGCAACAAUUUCGGAGCUUACAGCUCUAAACAAAUCUCUGAAAAAGUCAAUCAAAAAUUCUGAAAGUAAACUUGCUCAAGAAAUCGAAAAGAGCCAAAAUGGAGGUGAUAUACAACCAUCUUCAUUCUAUAAUUCGGACUUUUCUAGAGAACUUUGCACAAAAAUCUCGGAAUAUGCUAAUAACUUAACAAUCCCUGCCAAUUCCAAGAUAAAGAGUAUUGUCUCAUUAAUAUCCAAGCAUUAUCAAGACAUAUUGGCCUCUAAAGAGUCAGAAAUCAAAAACAAUUCUGAAAUUAAUGACAAAAACACGAAAACUAUUGAUAAAUUCCUUUCCCAAAUAGGUUCUUUGUUCGAUUCAUCAUCAUUGUCAUGUGAAACCAUUGUCACAGACCCUGUUUCUGCAUACGAAGUUACAACUCGAGCAAAUAAAUUGUUCUCCGACCACUUAGAUGUGACAAACGAAAAAUCCCGUGUUGAAGAAGACCUCUUGGCCAUGCUAACUAAGCUAGAAGUUUCAAAUACAAGCGAAGGAGAAAAAAUGAUCAGUGAAUUGUACAACAAAAUCAAUGAUCUCCACAAAUCUCUUAAUGAAGAAAGGAACAAGAUGAAGCAGACAAAGAAAGUUUUCAAAAAAGUCACUGAUGAAUCCAACGAAAUUGCGAAUAAUUUAAGACAAAACCUUAGUGAUAGGGAUAGAGAAGUCCAAUCGCUCAAAGAAGACAUAUCUAGAUCACUCCUGGACAACAGGAAGCUUACCAAUGAAAUAAACCAGCUCCAAAACGAAAACAAAGAAAUUAAAGAAAGAAUUGAGCUCCAAAAGCAAGAAAAUGAAAAGGAGAAAGACAAAAUCAAACAGAAAUAUGAAUCACAAAUAGAAACCAUUAAUAAACAGAACAAAACUCGUUUAGAAGCUAAAGAUCAAAAUAUGAAUGACCUCAAAACAAAAAUUUAUAAUUUAGAAAAAGAAGGAAGUCAGUUACGAAGAACUGUUCAAAUGAUGAGAGAUUCCAAGAAGGAACAAGACAGAAAUAACCAAUUCCUUAUUGAUCAAUGCGAAAACAACCUGAAAGAAACAAGAAAACAAGCAGAAAGAGAAAAAGAAAUGAUGAAAAUGCAAUAUGAUAAAUAUCUAAGUGAAAUCAAAGAUAAAAACAAUGAACUUGCAAAAGCACAUGAUGAAGUUAUGUGUUCACUCAAGGAAUCAGAAGAACAGUUAGCCAGAUCCAACAAACAACUCGAGGAUUCACUGAAACAAAGUGAAUAUUUGAAACAAAAAUUGGAUGAAAGUCAAGAAGAAAUUGAAAGAAUUAAAAGAGUUAUGGAGAUGAAAGAGAGAUCAAAUAUAUUGGCAACAGAAAUGAAAUUCGAAACAAUGAUAGAAGAACAGAAAUCGAAUUUCUACACUGAAAAAAGAAAUAUUAUUGGUUUUGUUGUUCAUAACUUUAGACAGUAUUUCGAUGCCAAUAGGGAAUUGGAUGAUGAUUGUUUGAGGGAUGUUAUUUCUAGAGCAAAACAUGAUCUUGAUGCUUUAAUUGUUCAGGAAGAAGCUGCAAAAAAAGUUUUGAUGAUUAAUUCUUCGAAGCCUAUCAUUGUUUGA
Messenger RNA from Trichomonas vaginalis G3, 3015 nucleotides. Its product is annotated as zebrafish ch73-193c12.2-related family. The record is from RefSeq and is a predicted model, not a curated record. The transcript has a single exon. The coding region runs from base 1 to 3015 and encodes 1004 amino acids. NCBI's taxonomy places the organism in Eukaryota, Parabasalia, Trichomonadida, Trichomonadidae.